CAGGCGUCAUCGCCUACGUCAUCAAAGUACGCCUCGAUGCCGCUUCGAAAGUAAUAGUGGACGCACCGAACCCUCGCCUGCGGUUCGGCACCAUGAGGAUCAACGAGAACACGUUGCUGGAGGGAAAUAAAGUCGCGCUGGUUCCGUACAACGCAGAACACGUGCCCAGGUACCACGAGUGGAUGAAGUCUCCCGAGCUGCAGCAGCUGACGGCGUCAGAGCCGCUGACCCUGGAUCAGGAGUACAGCAUGCAGAAGAGCUGGAGGGACGACGAGGACAGUGAGGCCACAUCUGCGCGUGCACACGGAACCGCGCGGUUCGGGUGGUUCUAUUUCAUGGAUGUGUUUCAUUCUGCAGAGUGCACCUUCAUCAUCCUGGACAAGCAGCAGUGGGCCGCCUCCGGUGCAGAGGACGAGCAGUGCAUGGUGGGAGACGUCAACCUCUUCCUGACUGACCCCACGGACCCGACCUUGGCCGAGCUGGAGGUCAUGAUAGCGGAGCCCAGUUACAGAGGCAGAGGCGUCGGGAAGGAGGUGACCCGCAUGAUGAUGUGCUACGGUGUUACCAAACUUGGCAUCAAGAAGUUUCAAGCAAAGAUCGGGUUGGACAACGACGUCAGCAUCAGCAUGUUCAAGAAGCUGCACUUCCAGGAGGCGUCUGUGUGCAGGGUGUUCAGAGAGGUGACGCUGGAGCUGACGGUGGACGGGUCCGUUGGGUCGAAGCUGCUGGACGACAUGUGCUACGUGAAGGAGAGGGAUUACAGACAGACGCGCAGCAACAGGACAGAGCUGGUGUCACACUGAAGCACGGGGACCUGCAGAGUGCAGCCGGGAAGCAGAUCAUUGUUCAGGCUGUGGUACAAAGAGGAUACGACAAGAAAGAGAAAGAUCAGAGCGACAACAAUUCCAUAGGAAUUUAAGACUUUACCACAUCUGUCCAUGUCACUUCCUCUGUCUGUAGAGACUCUUCACUGUCCAGCACCACAAACCAGGUGAGAGACGUGGAGACUCACUCAUCUUUAGAUUCACAAUUUCAGCAUAUUAAAAAUCCCAGGAUUCACAGGCGAGAAUGGAAAACCUGCAGCGCUGGUGUUGAGCGAGGCAGUUCAGUUCUUGGAUGUUUGUGCGGAUUCAAGGAAGUCCUUCACCGCAGACGACAGGUCGUGCACCAGCUGUCUCACCACGACCUCCUGCUCUUUGGCCCAGACGAGGCCGUCGUCCACCGCGGCGUUGACGGGCGCACACACGGCUUCUCUCUGCAGGUCGGUCAGUCGACAGGCAGCAGCAACGGCGACGAGCCCCAGCAGCAGCAGGAGGAGGAGUCUGAGCAUCAGGCCCACGACAGAACGCUGAGGUUUAGGUGCCACUUUCACCGCGGCCUUUUUAUCUGCUGUCGUUAGGAGGUGGAGGACGUUACACUCAUAGAACGUUACAAACCCUUAAGGAACCAAUUGACUGUGCAUCCAUUCCUGUUGAAUGGACGUAACCCACCUGCUGGCUGCCCGUUCUUUUUCUUCUUUUCCUCACUCUUCUUCUUCUGUUGUUGUUGUUGUUCCUGUGCAGCCAAAGCCGCCAUCUGAGCAUUGUACUCUUUCCUCCUCUUCUCCUUUUCCUCCGCCUUCUCCCGUUUACGCGCCUCCUUCUCUCGGGCCUCCCGCUCCUUCUGCUUUGCCUCCUUCUUUCUCUCCAGUUCUAAACAAAGGAAGAAGUGUUGAAGACAUACAGAAAUACUAAUAUUUGUUCAUUGUAGGACAUUGUUACUAUUACUAUUGUACUUUAGGCUAUUCACACUCUCUGGCCACAAAUGUGAGAUUCAAACUUAAAUCUUGAUAAUCAUCUUCUGGCAAUAUUGAUGGAUUUUCACCUAACAUUUAUUUUAUAAAAAUACUGUACAUACAUAGUAUAUAUGUAUACAUAUAUACUACUAUGGUAAAAUUUGCUAUUAAAAAGGUAAAAGUAUUUAGGUUGGGGGUCUCUGUACUUUAGCAAUGUCUGAUUUAUACAGUGUAAAGUAAAGUAGACUUCAAACAUGAUGAAA
This is a messenger RNA of Betta splendens (Siamese fighting fish), 2037 nucleotides long. It is a transcript of the gene nat9, whose product is annotated as N-acetyltransferase 9 (GCN5-related, putative). Lineage: Eukaryota; Metazoa; Chordata; Actinopteri; Anabantiformes; Osphronemidae. Gene Ontology annotation, biological process: protein acetylation. The record is from RefSeq and is a predicted model, not a curated record. The coding region runs from base 93 to 803 and encodes 236 amino acids. Gene Ontology annotation, molecular function: N-acetyltransferase activity. The transcript is spliced from 6 exons.